Molecule: messenger RNA, 657 nt
Organism: Cylindrotheca closterium
Lineage: Eukaryota; Bacillariophyta; Bacillariophyceae; Bacillariales; Bacillariaceae
Source: the annotation of a GenBank genome assembly
AUGGCAGCAUCAAAGCUGCAAAGAAAAGAGGCACCAAGAUCAAGCGCCCGAAGCAGCAAUUUUUGUGAGUGCAAGUUGGAGGGAGCCUUCCUUUUCCUCCUACAUUCCAUUGCUUCCUUUCCCUCCUACAUUCCAUUGCAAACGAUGCCAUAUCAGCCAAUUUGGAUCAGCGGUGUUAAAAAAAAUAUCAUGGGGGGGCAUCAUGAUCUCUGUGAGGAGAGGACAAAGAGAAAAAACAAGAAUAAAGCAACGCAACAAUCCAACACCUUGUUGGACUACACUGCUGUAUCUGCUGCAUCUGCUGCAUCUGCUGCAUCUGCUGCAUCUGCUGCAUCUGCUGCAUCUGCUGCAUCUGCUGUACCUCAGAGGAAAAAGAAAGCGCCACCAAUCAACAUUAUUGCUGGAAGUGUGGGCUACAAUACAAAACAACUCAAUUCAAUGGGUAUUGACAGCAACUUUGUAACAGAUAUGAAGCGGAGCAUUGGCAAAAGAAUGGAUGAGUUGGAGCGCAACCAAAAGCCAUCUUGGGCCUUGGGUCGACAAGCACCACCAAGAAUGAUUAUUGCAACUGAUCUCAUUCUUUCUCAGUUUGAGCACCGGCGCCCCCAGUCUGCUGACUCUGUCCUUCCGCAAACUAAAGGUUUUUUACUGCAAUGA